Molecule: messenger RNA, 441 nt
Organism: Aplosporella prunicola CBS 121167
Lineage: Eukaryota; Fungi; Ascomycota; Dothideomycetes; Botryosphaeriales; Aplosporellaceae
Exons: 1
Source: RefSeq, a predicted model, not a curated record
AAAAAAAAAAGGACAGUAAGUAAAAUAAUCUAUGCAGUGUUCACCAAUUGGAAACCCCGAGGCUUCUUCCGGAGAGACGGCGGCCACGAGGCUCUGACGGCCGACAGAUUGAGAUUUGGGGCUGACAACUUGACACGCAUACCGGCACAGGGCCCCUCCCGCCAUCCAAUCCCGCGGCAGCGGGGAAGGGAAGAGACGAACCAACGUUACAUAUGCAUUGCAUGUGCAGCGGGAAGGACGGAAGUUCUCUAGCUCUACUAGGGUACUAUUGCGCAGGCUGGCAUGUUACCGUCAGCUUUGAGGGGCGCGGAAGGUUUGGAGAAUCCCGACUGCAGAACCUAUUGGUCACAACAAUAGUUAUGGAUCGGCAAUCUGGUCACCCUGCCAUCCAAAAAAUAGCCUAUAAAAUAUGAGCGGGCGCAACAUCCGCGAUCCCUCUAU